CGACGGCAGGCGCACGUGCGGCUCACUCGACACACGCCAGCGCCUACCGGUCAUGCUGCUGAGCGACUCCUGACCUCGGUGACCCACCCCGACCCCGCGGAGAACCUCGGAGGACUGGCAGGUCACUGGGACGAAACUCGACGGCACCCUGGCGGGCGACGCAGCCACGGAGGAUCACCAGGAAGCACAAUAAAGUCACGACCAGUCACGGCGGCAUCUUCAAAAAGGGCAGCGGUUAUCAACGCUAUCCGAGUAAUCAUCUUAGAAAAACGGAACCCAACAAACAACCACCAAACUGCACACAACUCCGCUAGUAAAUCUCCAACAGCAUUUAUCGCAUCGCGGAAACAUCUGCUGCUGCUGUCUCAGUGACGUCAUCCGAGCUCAAGAGCCCUCAAAGACCGGAGGUCGAGCACCUCUGAAGCACGUCGUAUUGAUUUAAAACCGGCGGCCGACAAGCCGCGCUCUGUAGGGCUCUUGGGCACGUCUCGAGUCUCUUGAGAGCUGCUGGGAGGUCCGUACGACGCUCUCCCACACUAGGAAGCGUGCGGUAUCUUCCUGCAUCGCUCCGUGUUAUCUCCGCGACCCGGAACAGCCCCGCAGUCCCGCAUCUCUCGGGCGUAGGCACGCCACAAGAAGCGUCCGUGUUUGUGCUGACUGAAGAGCUUCAGUAGCGCCGUCACCAUGCCGAGAAUUCCAGUUGUCGGCAUUGACGCCGCCGAAAUCGUCCACUGGUGUAACGCCAAGCUGGACCAGAUCGAUGUCCGUCUUCAGGAUGGUCAUGCGCAGAGGAAGCUGGUGCUGGUUAUCGUCAGCAUCGCGCUCCUGUUGGACAACAUGUUGUACAUGGUCAUCGUUCCCAUCAUACCAGACUACCUACGUCGAAUCGGUAUCUGGGACACACACAUUGAGGGCGGUCAGAAAAUCUACGCCAAUGUCUGGCAAGCCAACAGCACGGGAAACUACUCCGUGAAGACGGUCAGCAAGAUCAUCAACGGUGUCACGGUGUAUGAGAACGAGGACGCCGCGAUAGGAUUCCUGUUUGCUUCCAAGGCCAUCAUUCAGCUAAUGGUGAAUCCCUUCUCGGGUGCCAUCAUCGAUCGCAUCGGUUACGACGUCCCGAUGACCAUCGGUCUGCUCAUCAUGUUCUUCAGUACGGCGCUGUUUGCCUGCGGGCGCAGCUACGGCGUCCUGUUCUUCGCCAGAAGUCUGCAGGGAGUCGGCUCGGCGUUUGCAGACACCUCUGGUCUCGCCAUGAUCGCCGAUCGAUACACGGAAGAGUCUGAGCGUACAAGAGCGCUGGGCAUCGCCCUGGCGUUCAUCAGCUUCGGAUGUCUGGUCGCACCACCGUUCGGAGGCCUGCUGUACGAGUUCUGUGGCAAAGAACUUCCGUUCCUUCUUCUAGCCCUCGUCUCCUUCGCUGACGCGAUCAUGUUACGGCUCGUGAUGAGACCCAUCAAGAAACAGCAAGUCGCCGCCGGCUACACCAUGCCCCAAGGCACGCCAAUCUGGCGUCUGUUCGCUGAUCCGUACAUCGCUCUUUGCGCCGGAGCACUGAUGAUGUCGAACGUAUCGCUAGCUUUCCUGGAGCCCACCAUCAGUGUCUGGAUGAUGGACCACAUGGAUGACGUCCAAGAGUGGCAGCUGGGGAUGAUCUGGCUGCCGGCGUUCUUCCCCCACGUCGCCGGUGUCGUGUUGACGGUGAAGAUGGCAGCGAUGUACCCGCAGUACCAGUGGGCGAUGGCCGCUGGCGGUCUCGCGCUGGAGGGUGUCAGCUGUCUCUUCAUACCGUUUGCCACCAACUACUGGGUAAUGAUGCUGCCCAUCUCGACCAUCUGCUUCGGAAUAGCGCUGAUCGACACCGCCCUGCUCCCGAUGCUUGGUCUCCUUGUCGACACACGUCACGUCAGCGUCUACGGCAGCAUCUACGCCAUCGCCGACAUCUCCUAUAGCAUGGCGUACGCCUUCGGCCCCAUCAUCGCCGGCAACUUGGUCAACUCUGUCGGCUUCACGGGUCUCAACAUCGGCAUCGCGGUGUCGAACGUCAUCUACGCUCCGCUUCUCUACAUCCUGUGCUACUGGAACAAGCAGCAGAUGCAGCGUCAGGGAGAAACCGAACAGAUCAACAUGGCCGACCACCCGACGGAAUACAAAUCCUACUCGGCCCUGGAGGAUGACAAUAGCAUCCAGGGAGACAAGUAUGCGAUGGAAGAAACACAGCUGGAUGGACAGUAUCAGGCCGGCUUCGGACAGAACGGCAGUUACGCGCAGCACCAGCAGCAGUAUCAACAACCUCAGUAUCAGCAACCACCGCAAUACCAGCAGCCACAACAGUACCAGCAACCACAGCAGUACCAGCAGCCCCAGCAGCAGUAUAUCCAACAACAACAGGUGCCAGCCAACGGGCACGCGCCACAGCCUCCGGCGCGGCCGCCUGCACCCCGACAGGAGUCGAUCGGCAACUCCAAUGCCAACCCCUUCCGACCUCCCGCCUCCAACCCGUUCCGAGCAGGAGACGCGAAUCCGUUCCGCGGAGGAGCGCCUCCCACCUAGUGGUGACCCGGUGAACUAGAAACUAUCAAACUCUGGUGAAUGCGUGAGAGUGAGUGUUAAAGGCUGCUGGGUAAGAUAGAAUGUGGAAGCUUAUGUGCGAGUGUGUAACUGUUGUGAGGCGUCGAUCUCGUUAAUGCUGCGAUGUUUUGUGCUAAGACGCCGCAGAUAUUCCAUUGUUGAUCGUCUGUGAAGUUCGUUCGUGCGAUGUCCAACCGAUGGACUCAGUAAGCCGUAUUUCCGCGCCGGUAACUUGAAGCGACAACACACACACCGCAUACAGCAGCCUCUGCAUACAAACGAGGUAACCGCGAUACCCAACGCCCCAGCGAUCAAAGCCAAUAACCGUCCGCGCGUGUGGUCACCCUGGCAACCAAAACCAAGCCGCCCCGCGGGCCCGCUCCCUCGCGCCAAAGUCCUCAGCAAACAAUCCCGUACCAAUCUGGCGGCCUCUCUACCUGCUCUUGGCAGUGCUCAGCACAACUCGGAGGGGCUCGGUUAAGCCAAACGGCGUAAUUGGGUGUUUGCUGGCCUAACGAGACCCGCUAUAAUUGGACUCGCCUUUAUUGGAGGUACACGAGGGGGUAUGGCACGUGCGCACAGACGCUAACGAUGCUGGCGAGAACACUCGGACCGGGCGACUGGCGGCCCGUGCGCCGACCAGAGAGCUAACAAAAGUCGGAGAGCGGCAAACUGUGCGCCGAGUUAGUAAUUGGGAGAUGGUGCUUUUUGUUUAUUUCAUUUUUUUGUAGUCAGCCGGAUCAAAGUCGUUAGAAAUGUUUUCUUUUAAUGAUCUCUAACUUCGAGCUCUAAGGAUAGGGACUUGAUUACCUCUGGUCUUUUAUUGAUUUAUCGAUCACCCCGCUAAGCUAAUCCCAAACAAACCCUACCUACUUGGUGAAGUGGUAGGUCAAAUCAGCUAACCAGCAAACUGACUAUCUCGUGUAAAAACACACAAUUUUCGACAGUUCCGAAGCAACUAAUAAUCAGCAUCAACUACACAGACUUAGACCAUCACGUUUUGUAACUAUCUGUCAUCGUUCGGAAAAUCCAAAAUUACACGUGAACUAAAUUUACCUCCAUUUCAGUUGAAAAAUUUCCAUUUAACUCGCAGUCCAACGUCACUUUUUGGAUCUCUUAUCGCAACCUGCCCGAUGGCACCAGCUAACAGAGGACGCAUCAUUUCCUGCAUUCCCCCUCCCUCAGUUCUAGGUCACCCCUUCUGUCCUCUUCCAUCGUCGGCGGCGACGCGUCCCAUUGUUGGCACGGCGUCGGCGUCUGUUCCGCUCUCACCAUCGAUCAUCGUCCCCUGUGUGUCGGCGGUGCCGAAACAGGGGAACGUCCCAGGUGGCCGCCGCCACUCAGACCGUCAGUUCUCAUCAGACGGUGACGGUCUGGACGCGAGCAGGAAUUGGCACGCGCGAAGCGCGUGUGAUGAAAUCAGUGACGCGCGGGGAAAUCAUUGGCGCGCAUGAGACAGUGGUUGGCGAGCUUUUAAAUUACAGGUAACAAUUAUACAUGGAGAAUGUUUGGGCAGACAAUUUUCCAUAGCUUUUUCAUUACAGUUAGCGGUUUGAUUUGAAACAUGACAAAAAUGAUGCCUUUUUAUAGAUAAUAGCAUCCGUCGGCAAAAAUCGAGGAGCAUCAAACUAUGAUUAGCAACUUUCAGCUUAAUUUCUUCCGCUUAAAAAUGUUUACGAUGAAAAGUGCUCGCUCUUAAACAAAGGGAACGCCUCAUAUUUAAAGGGACUAUCCCACCUUUAACAUGGGGUUUGAGUUGAGAUAGCCAAGUUUGCGGCGAGGUUCAGA
Molecule: messenger RNA, 4359 nt
Organism: Amphibalanus amphitrite
Lineage: Eukaryota; Metazoa; Arthropoda; Thecostraca; Balanomorpha; Balanidae
Product: vesicular acetylcholine transporter-like
Exons: 1
Coding region: 685-2553 (622 amino acids)
Biological process (GO): transmembrane transport; chemical synaptic transmission
Cellular component (GO): AP-1 adaptor complex; AP-2 adaptor complex; terminal bouton
Molecular function (GO): acetylcholine transmembrane transporter activity
Source: RefSeq, a predicted model, not a curated record